GUCGCUCUUAAGCCACAGUUCGAUUAAAACCACCGGCCCGGCCGGCGAUUACGAUCCGAUUUCGCGAAAUCCGGCGUCAGUUUUUCACGAGAACGUGUGUAUUAUCAUUGUAUUUUAAUUGUUUAUUUAUUUCUGUCGAUUUUUAUUGAUUCGUGUGCAAAAUUAGUUUUAGGUGGGGUGUUGGAAUAGAAAAAAAGAAAAAUAAAAUAAACGUGUUUCCCUUUUUAAGGAAGCUCUUGUGUACGUGAUAAGGUGUUUUUUUUUUUAGAUAAAAGUGUUUCUCUUGUUUUUUCUUUGGUUAUUGUAUAUGUAUUGCAUAUAUAAAUCCAAGGAUAAAUAGUUUUGUUUUGUCUUUUUUUUUAUUAUUGGUGAACUUUGGAUUAUUCCCGGGGAUUUCAGUGCUCUGAGUCUGAGAUGGCGAAUUGUGUGUGUCGCUUAUGAGAAAAGCGACACUUGUAAAUGCUAAAUAAAAAGGUGGUGUUGUCUCAUACUUGAAAAAAAGUGGGAAUAUUUAGUGCAUCGUAUCACGGAGAAAUUAUUAUUAUUAAUAAUAAUAAUAAUAAUAAUAAUAAUAAUAAUAAUAAUUCAAGUGUUUUGGAGGACUGAAACCCUCUGUAUAUAAAAGCAUAUCACAAGACAUCUCACAUAAGUGCUGUGUGACUUAAACACAGCCUUUGGAUUCGAUGAGCUGCAGGAGAGUGGAUCAAAUCAUUUGAAGUACGUGAGAGAGUAACGAGUACAUGUUAUGGGUAGUACGAUGUUCGGACCCACCCGCCAUUGGCUCUUCCUAAUCCUCGGAUAUUUCACUAUAGCAGCGACAACACUCGCCCAAAAUCCCAUUGAAGAGAAAACAACCUUCGAAGCUGCCUUUCAAGGAAGAUGCGGACAUGGUUCACCCUGUGAACAAUUGUGUUACGAACUUCACGAUGGUAUGUACGAGUGUGACUGUAGAGAUGGAUAUAUUCUUCAUAAAAAUGGAUACAGCUGUGCUGAGCUGAAUUCAACAUCGCCAUCGACGAGCGAAUUUGAGGAAUUGACGAGUGACCUCGAAAGUGAUGAGUUAAGCAAUGACAACGAAGAAGAUGAGGAGGAUGUUCUUUAUAUGCGUGGAUCGUCAUUUACGAUACACCUUGACUCAUCAGGAAUGGAAAAUUUUACUGAAAAUUUCACGAGCAACGAGGAAUCAGAUAACGAGAUUCCUCAAGGAACACAACUGCGACCUACAUCACAAGGUCCGAAUUUGGAACAAAAGCUUCCCUCAACGACAGAAAGAGUCUUGAGUACCGAAUCUACUUGUUCUUUGGAAUGUGGACCUGGAGGCAACUGUUACAUAGAGGAACUUCGAAGUGACGACGACGAUGACGACGAGGAAGACGACGAGGGGGAGGAAAACCUUUUCGAAGGAAACGACUUCGCCACGUCGAGACGAAAGCAAGAGUCCUUGAGGCAGAGGUGUCAAUGCCCUCUUGGCAAAGGUGGCGAUCGAUGUCAGCAUGAAACGGAAGUGAGGUCACCACGCUUCACGGGUUCGGGUUGGCUCGCCUUUCCUGCUUUAAGAGCAGCCUACAAGCAUGUUCAACUGGAGCUCGAGUUUCGACCAGAAGCUUGGGACGGUGUUCUGCUACUAGCCGGUGAACGAGAUGAUCUCCAGGGUGACUUUAUGGCCCUGAUACUUCAUCAUGGCUUCAUCGAGUUCAGGUUUGACUGUGGUAGUGGAGUUGGAAUUGUUAGAAGCUCGGAGCCUGUUAAACUCAAUGAAUGGAACACCCUGAGCAUUUAUAGGCAUCGAUGGGAUGCUUGGAUUCAACUCAACCGUGAGAAGAGAGUUCAGGGCAGAUCAAAGGGACUAUUUUCGAGAAUAACAUUCAGAGAACCGCUUUUCGUCGGUGGUCCAGGAAACACAACUGGUCUGGAGAGACUUCCGGUCAGAAAUGGCUUCAGAGGUUGCAUCCGACACCUGGAGGCCAACGAACAUCGUUAUCGUUUCCCACUCGCCCCUCGGGGAGAUGCUGCAAAUGGCUUUGACGUCGAGGAAUGUACGGCGGACAGAUGUAGCAAAGUUCCUUGUUCACAUGGUGGAAAAUGUCUGACAACUGGUAGUGAUACAGCUGUCUGUCUUUGUCCUCUUGGAUAUACUGGCGAUCUUUGCGAAACGAGAGUCGAUUUACAAGUACCUUCCUUCAAUGGAUCCUCGUACUUACGGUAUCCGGGAUUAGCGGAAACUUCACUUUCCUGGUUGGAAUUGGCUGUCACUCUAAAACCAACAGCACGAAAUGGUGUGAUUCUCUAUAAUGGUCAUCACAGUGAUGCCACUGGCGAUUUUAUUGCACUUUACCUAUCAGGAGGUCAUGUGCAAUUUACUUUCGAUCUAGGAACUGGGCCAGCAACUCUGAGGAGCGAGUCACCUGUGAAAAUGGGCGAAUGGGUGGAAGUGAGAGUCUCAAGAACCGGACGUCUUGCGUCUUUGGAAAUUGAGGAGGAACCUGCGCAAGAAAUCCUUGCACCAGGAGCAUUCACCCAAUUGUCGUUGCCCCUGAAUCUCUAUUUAGGCGGUGCUCCAUCUUCAGAAAUUUAUUCCCCAAAAAUGAAAACUAAGUCAAGCUUUGUUGGCUGCAUACAAACUGUUAUUCUAAAUCGUCGAGAAGUUGGAAUUCUCGCUGAAGCUUUGGGUGGUGUGAACGUAGGAAAUUGCGGACAUGCUUGUGAGGCUAGACCUUGUGGUGAUGCUGAAUGUCGUCCAAUGAGAGAAAGAUUCACCUGCAGAUGUCGACCAGGAAUGCCACAUCCAUGCCCAUCGACAAACGAAUAUAUCGCCUCAAUAACUUCACCGACAAAAUCCAAUAUUAUUGUAUCAUCAUCAUCGUCGUCUUCAUCCCAAGGGCACACACAACAGGAUAAAUCCGUACCAAGUUUCACCGGCACCGAAAGUUAUCUACAUUAUAAUGAUGCUGACACUAUGAAAAGGAUUAUCAGCUACAGAGUGGAUAUAAAUAUGAGGUUUAGGACAAGUAGCAGUAAUGGUCUUUUAUUGUGGAGUGGUCGACAAUCGGAUCCUUUAGAAGAUGAGGAUCCAAAUAAUGAUUUUUUGUCACUUGCUCUCGAUCAAGGAUUUCUCACAUUAUCCUACAAUCUUGGAUCAGGUGAAGCUGAAGUUAGAUAUAAUCUCACUAGAUUAGAUGACGAUUUAUGGCAUCGAAUUAGAGCCGUCAGGAAUGAACAAUGGUCGUCUCUUAUUGUCGACAGUGGACCUGGAGUUUCUGUCUCAUCUCCCGGUCAAUUGCGACAAUUGAAUACUGAUUCGGGUCUCUUUAUAGGCGGAGCGCCAGAUAUCGUGAGGACGACGGGCGGAAGAUACACAAAAGGCAUUGUGGGUUGCAUCAGCGAUCUUGUGCUCGAUUCCGAUUUUUCUGUUGCUCUUUCACAGCCGGAAUCCGCGACUAACACCGACUCUUGCAUCCCUUGAGUAAGUCCUUUUGCUCCAGACGAUGAAAAUCUCGGCAAAUGGAGCUAGGAAUAUAUAUAAAUAUAAAAAAAAUCUAGUUGUGGAUCUUCUCGAAAAAAUCGUCAAUGAAAAAGAUAAUUCCAUAGAGAAAGAGAGAGAGAAGAAAAACGAUGUUUCAAGUUUGUACAGAUUCCCUCCUUUAAAAAAAAAAAAAAAACGGUGGCCAUCCCCGUCACCAGUGAAUGACAAAAAGUGUUAUACCAAAGGAUGGACUCGAAUCUAGUCAGCAAAAAAUGGUUUGUUAAUAUAUCAUAUUUAUCCCUUUGAAUUUUUUUGACUUCUCCUCGUAAAAAUUUUCUUUCCCUUCGCUGGAAACGAAUUUCAUUUUAAAUCUAAAAUUUAUUUUGAAAUAAUUAAAUUUUGUUUACAAUUUUAAUGUGAAAAAUUUAUUUUAAAAAAGUUCCUGUAGCAAGAAACAUAUCAUAAAAAAAACUUUUGCACUGCCACUCGAGCAUAUCUCAAUAAUUGAGCAAAAAAAAAAAAAAAAAAAGAAGCUCAGUGGUUCUAUUCUAAAACUUAGCUCUAAGGUCUUUUUAAAUAUUUAAUUCACCAUUGUUUUAUUUUAAUUAUACAAAAGUCGAAAGAUUCUUCUAUAGACGAAUAGAGUGCCUCGUUUUCAAAUUUAAAAUGAAAAAUUUUGAAAAUUAAAAAAAUAUGUUUUAAAAAACGAAAAAUUUGAUUAUAUUUUUGAAAGAAAAUUUUUGCUACAGGAGUAAAAGUCAAAAUGUUAUAAUAUAGAGCUAAAAAAAAGAUCGAGUUGGCCUAAAUCGUUAAACCCUUUCGCGUCAAUUUCCUAUCUUGUCCGACAAGAAUAUUAAUCCGAAAAGUGUAAAUACCCCCCUUCCCACGAUUAAAAAAAAAAGAAACAAAGUUCAAUUGCCAUCCUAACAUAUCGAAAAUUUAAAACAUAAUAUAGUUUUCAAAAAAAAUAAUUUCUACAUCAAAAGCUUCCUGAAAAUAAUUAUUGCAUUCGAAGAAUAAAUUUUUUCAUGAUUCGAGUCGGACCGUGUGAAUGUGUGUAAAGAUUUGCAAGGGACGGACCAAAAAAAACUUAAUUGAUGAAUUAAUUACCACCAAUAACAUCCUUGCAUUAGGCUAUACUUAGUCGAUUAUUUACAAACAAAAAAAACCGCAAUAAUAUAAUCAAAAGGAAUUAAUUUUUAAGGGAAAAACAUACAAAUUUUGAAAUCUGCUUUCUUUUUAGCAACAAAAUAUUAUUCGAGAAAAAGUUGAAGCGGACUUUAAUGAUUUAUUUUUAAAUGAAAUAGAAAUUCAAAAAAUUAUGCAAAAAAUUCGAAUAUUUAGAAAUUGAAACAAACAUUCGAUAAAAUGAAAAUAAAAGGAAUUUAAAUUAUUUUUUUUUAGAAAAUAAAUUCUAAAGUCUGCUUAUUACUUUCUUCGGAAAAAAUUUUGUUGUAUUUUAUUAUUUACUAGUGAGCCCUGGUUUUAAAAAAACUCGGUUUCCAUUGAUCAGUGACGUUUGAAAAAAAAGCCAGAGCAUCAAUUUAAUAAUAAAAAAAAACUGAUCAGAUAAAUCGCAGGUCAAUACGUAUUCACAUCAUAUCUAGAAAUAUAAGAGCGGAAUUAUACAAUAAAAAUUCUAGAUUAUAAUGGCGUGUAAUUUCAAUUGGGUGGCUUUUACUUUUGAAUAGGCAUUUUAAAAAAAUGAAACCUUUUGGUUUUAAAUAAUAAAUAAAAAUAAAAACGAAAACUAAAAAAUCGUUAUUAAAAACUCUUUUAUCACCCAUGACUGAUGAUAAAAAAAAAUUUCAUUUAAUCGUUAUAUAAUAUAUAACGAAAGUUAUUUUAAAGCCAAGGUGUAAAAGCACUAUUUCCAACUACACAUCGUAGAAAGCAAAUAUGGGCUUAGUCAAUUUUUGUACGAGUGUUAUUUUCUGGAAUCUAUAUUAUUAUAUAAAUAUAAAAUAAAAUAUACACACAAAUAUAUAUAUAAAUAAUAUACAUAAAUAUAUUUACACUGAGAGCUCGCGGAUCAGUGAUCACGUAUAUAAUAAUUAUUAGAGAAAGAAAAAGAGAAUGGGAAAUUGGGAUAAAUUAAAAAAAUAUUUCUUUUUUAAUUAAUUGCCGUAGAUAAAACGUGGUGUAAAUUUAGAAAUUGAAAAAUUCAACAUUUGUCUCACGACUGUGUGUGAAAGUCUUUUUUUUUAAUUUGUACGAAUGUGUAUACGUUUGUGUAUAUAUUUAUAAGAUCUUUCAAUGAUGACUUGAAUUUCAAUUCAAUUUUAAUGUUUUAAAAUUUUCUUUUUCUAUUUAGUAAUUUUUCGUUAGUUUUUUGUUCCUUUGAAAUAUUUGGAAUAUUUGUCCUUCAAUUUUUUAUGUUUAAAAUCUUCUAUAUCUUUUGAAAGAAUAAUUCGUUUAUUUCAUAUUUUUAUAUUUCGAAUUAUAGAAUAAUUUUGUCAUUAAUUUAAAUUUUUUUUAUUUUAUUUUGUAUCUCAAGUCUCAUUGAGAAUUGUAGGAAUAUUGUACAGAUUACAUAAUCGAAUUAAAAUAAUAUAAGAUGCAAUGUACUGCAUAAUAAUGUAUGUGUUAAUAACGAAAUGGCGUGAUAUUAGCGAUACACUUAUUCAAUUUUAAUACAUAACUUUUUAUUUCAUAUUUUUUAAAAAUAUUUUUCUCUUUUUUCUAUAUUCUCAAUUUUUUUUUAUUUUUCUUUAUUUAUUUUAAUUUUUUCCCCCUUUUUUAUUUUCGAUUUUAUUUUCGUUUUUAUUUCAAAAAAUAUGAAAUUCGUAUAAUUUUUGAAAAUUCAAACUUCUUUUGUUUUUCAAUAUUUUUUUCUAUGUUCCGCGAAAAAUAGUCAAUGAAUGUGUGAUAUAUGAAAUCACAGCGCAUAGGAGAAAAAAAAUGAGAGAAAGAGAGCGAUAGAUAAAAAAAGAUUCGAUAAAAUAGCGAAGUAUGUCAGCUCAGUUGGGAGCUGAAUAAUAAAUUUGUUGUCUUCUUCGAAGAGGAAAGCGCGUCCUUUACAUCUGUCGUACACGACGACGCUCUGUCAGAUGCAAUAUUUCUAAUGAAUAAAAAGCGCGCGUUUCUCGUGGUGCUAAAUUUUUCCAUUUCUAUACAUAUAAUAUGUUUUGCAAAUCAGAGAGAAAAUUGUAUACGAAUAAAAAUCGCGAAUUUUCACCAUAUAUGUGGCGAAAAGAGAUUCAAAUUAAUAAAAAAAGUCAAAGUCCAAUCUCUGAAAUGCGACUAAUUUACAGGCUCAUUUUUUUUUUAUUUUAUUAUUAUUAAUCUAGUUUUUAAAAUUCUUUUUAGAAUUUAAUUUCUAUAAUUUUUUUCUAAUUACUGAAUUGUCUUAAACUUUUUUUUUUACUUUUUUUUAGUAAAGAAGUAAAAAUACAAGCACCGCGAAACAAAGCUGCACGCAACAAGGCUGAAGUGAAUAUAAAUAAUUUUAUUCACAAAAAAAAUUAAAUUAAAACGUAAAUAUAUCACACACAUACAUACGCUAACAAAAACAGGAAAGAAUGAUAAAAUAUAAUUAUAUAUAUAUUGAAGAAAAUAUCAUGCUUACUUGAACGAUCAUUUUACAUUACAAAUCAAAUUCUUUAAAUCUUUGGUCAAUAGAAAGAAAAAAUUUUUGUGAAAAAAUGAAAGAAAAAAAGAAUUUAUUGAUUUGAAAUGUAUCAAUAUGAUCUUUUAUAUAGAAUAUUAAUGUAAAUGAUAGAUAAUAUUGAUAUAUUUAUACAAGGUGUUUCCCCGUUUCCUAAAAAAAAACAUUUUUUUUUGUUUUUCCUCUCAAGUCAAUUACUCUAAAAAAAUCUAUUUUUAUUUAAAAUGGCUGACAUUUUCUUUAAAAAUCAGUUUUUGGACUUUAAUAAUUUUGAAUUAAAAGAUGUUGAAAUAUGGAAACGCAAUUUUGAUAUCAGGGCCACAAUAAGAAAAAAAAAAACAAAAAUUUGUGGUUCUUGGAAAAUGUUUUCUUAUUUAAAAUAGAGAACGAAAAAUCCAUUCCCUUGGCCCUGAAGCGAGUUGAUUUCGCUUUUUAUAAUAUAUUAUAUUGUCAGAAAACACCCUGUACAGUGAUGCUAGAUCAACUAUUUCUAUUAUGCCCGUCUGCAAAGUCUAUUAGAAGAGUCUAUCCUACCACCCUUUGUCCUUCCAUAAUAAGAAAAAAAAAAUAUUCCAGACAAAAAAAAUCAUUUCAGAUUUUUUUUCCUACAAUUUUUUCCCCUCGACUUUUAAAAUUUCUGGAAUAAUUUUUUUUUCCACAAUGGACUUCUUUACCCAUGUGCACUUCCCGUAUGUGUCUUUAUACCUGGUUAUGAAUGCGCGAAAGAUUUCUGAAUGAAAAAAAAGAGAAUUUACAUAUUUAUUGACAUCGUUUUUUGCAAAACGAAAGAGAAAAUCCAUUUUUAAAUGUAGUUAUAGAAUAAGUGUUGACAAUUUGAAAAAAAACUUGUAUUGAAAAUCAUUCAAUUUUCUCAGUUUUUAAUUUUUACAAUUAAUUGUGAAUGAAUUUUGAAGAAUCUUAAUUAGUAUCAUACUUUUUUUUUGCAAAAAAAAAGAAGAAAAAAAAUUUGUACGUGAAUGAAAUAAAUGUAUGUGUCCAAGGAAACUACGUCUACAUUUAAAAUGAGUGAUUGCCUAAAUUAAAUACACGCACGUGAAUGGCAUCUUCAAUGUAAAUUAAUCAGCGCAACUUUCUCGGCGACGUCGAAAAAGAAUUGACUUUUGUAUUUUCAAAAAAAAAAACUGAUGAAAAUAUUAUUUUCUUUAACUCGAUUUUGAAACAAUUUCAUUAAUUUUAAUUUUCUAUUAAUAUUUUAUUUUUUACUAUGGAUAUAAAAAUAUCAAUUUUCGUUAAAAGAAAAAUAUUUUCAUCAGGGAAAUUAAAAAUAUUUUUCUUUUUAUCUUUCUUUUUUAAGAAAAAAAAAAUCACAAAAGACGUUGUUGCGUCUGCUUUAACGAAUACAAAACAAAAAAAAGAAAGAAAAAAAAAUAUUGAAAAUUGAAAAGAUUCUAUCUUCAAUAGAUUUUCUAUUUACCUUGAGAUUUUAUCUUUCAUAGAAAAUUACAAAUGGCACACGAAAUUUUCUCCUGUAAAUAAAAAAAAUAAUUUUUCUUUCUUUCAAUUUUCAGUUUUUAUAUCAAUAAUUAUAUAUAAAUAUUCUAUAAGCUUGAAGCUUUUUCAAUAACACUUUCAAGUCAUUUAGCACUGGCUAGCUGGAAAAUUAUUUAAAAAGAAGAAUAUUUUUCGGAAAAUUUUCUUUUACAAUAUUAUAUAAAAAAAUAAUUGACAAAAAUUUAAUUGAAAAAUUAUUUAAAAAUUUUACAUAUUUUGGAAAAAUGAAAUUUUAAUUUUUACACUCAGUUUAAUAAAGGAAAAAGAAAUUUAGAAAGAACACAUGAAAUCUCUAGUUUUGAAGAAGCACAAGCAAGCGCCGUCCUCUCAAUUAAUCCUGUACCUAUAUUUACAUGUUAAGCUGUUUCCACACGCUAUGAUUUUUAUUACAAAAAAAAAAAAUAAAAUAAAAACUAAAUGUAUCUUCGUAUACACUCGAUGCUGGAGAAACUCAUACAAAACAGCGAGAAGGUGUGUUAUAGUCAACAUUGUCAAAACCAUUAAUAAAAGAGAUUUUGUAAAUCA
Molecule: messenger RNA, 9107 nt
Organism: Leptopilina boulardi
Lineage: Eukaryota; Metazoa; Arthropoda; Insecta; Hymenoptera; Figitidae
Product: pikachurin
Exons: 15
Coding region: 746-3463 (905 amino acids)
Molecular function (GO): calcium ion binding
Source: RefSeq, a predicted model, not a curated record